UUCUGAAUGCCUCGUCGUAGUCGACCAGUUUCUCGACUGCCCCCUCGUCGAAAUCGUCCUUCAACCACUCCACCACAAGUUAUCGCAAAGGUUUCGCCCAAGAGGGUGCGGGAUACAACUGAGAUCCGCAAGUCAACAGGGAAAACACGCAAUGCAGACGAGAUCAUACAGAAUUCUCAGGCCUCAUCGUCUGAAGAUGAUGACUCGGAGGAGCAAGACACUGAUCCAGAGGAUGAGUCAAGGGGGAGCAAUCCCGAGGAUGAAUCCGAAAAUGAUAUAGAAGAUGCUGAUGCGCCAAGAGCCGCGCAAUGGGUUGACGACGAGUGGGAGGAUGCCAUGGCCCUGCCCGGACCUUCUAAACUAAGGAAAGAAAUCCAAGAUAGCAAGUGUGCACUCUGUCAGCGAUUCGCUCUGAAUAACCGACUUGCUUUAGAUAUGUCUUUACUCUCCAUGGGAUCCCUCCGGACAGCACAACGCGCUUUGGUACAGGUAGAAACAAUUUCUGACUCUGACUCCGAUGAAGACGGGGAAGUAGAAUCAGCAUUCAAGACUCUUGCAAGUAAGGGGAAGGGGAGGAAGCAAUCCGACCAUGAGAGGCCUAAAUCUGCACCCCGGCAAAAUAAACACGCUCCCAUGGAAAUGACCUCUAAGAAACCAGUAACUCGGAGACGCACUGUCGUCGAAGUGAAAACAGUUCAACCACGGGACCCAAGAUUUUUACCUCUAUCAGGCGAAUUCUCAGAAGAGAAAUACCGUCACAAUUACGCGUUUCUAACUACAGCACACAAAACCGAAUUUCAGAUUCUACGAGAAAACUUGAAGCGCUCCAGGAAGCUCUUGGCGUCGUCACCUAAACAUCUUCGCUCGGACAGGGAAAAUGAGGUAGAAAAGCUGGAAUUGGCGGUCAAGAGAGCCGAAAGCGCCAUUAGUAAAGACAGGCGAGAAGAAGUGGAGCGAGGAGCCCUCGAUAAGCUGAGGAAGGAGGAGAAGGAGAAGCAGGCACAGGGUAAAGGAUCCUGGUGGAUGAAAGAAGCUGACAAGAAGAAAUUAUUGAUGCGUGCGAGAUAUGAUGCACUGGCCCAAAGCGGCGGAGAGCGUGCAGUUAAAAAGGCGAUUGAAAAGAAACAGAAGAAAAUUGGGCAAAGAGAAAAGAAAUCUAGGCCAUUCAGGGAAAAGCGCGGGGCGUCAAGCGAGGCUGUGGGAAGGCCUAACAAACGGCCAAGACUAGGCUAGCGUGGGAAUGUCUAAACUUAGGCCAUCAUGAAUUUAUUCCGUGUCUGUUUUUUUG
Messenger RNA from Guyanagaster necrorhizus, 1288 nucleotides. RefSeq names its product DUF947-domain-containing protein. NCBI's taxonomy places the organism in Eukaryota, Fungi, Basidiomycota, Agaricomycetes, Agaricales, Physalacriaceae. The transcript has 5 exons. The record is from RefSeq and is a predicted model, not a curated record. The coding region runs from base 7 to 1233 and encodes 408 amino acids. Gene Ontology annotation, biological process: maturation of SSU-rRNA from tricistronic rRNA transcript (SSU-rRNA, 5.8S rRNA, LSU-rRNA). Gene Ontology annotation, cellular component: 90S preribosome; nucleolus.